Blepharisma stoltei is the source of this 765-nucleotide messenger RNA. The record is from the annotation of a GenBank genome assembly. Lineage: Eukaryota; Ciliophora; Heterotrichea; Heterotrichida; Blepharismidae.
AUGCGCUCAAAAGCAAAGCAUUCCAAGAAAUCCAGACAUUCCUUGAAGGCAGCCAAAGAUUUCUUUACCAAGCGCAGAGCUUGGUCUUCACAAGAAGAUGAAGCCAUUAGAAAGCUAGUGAUAGAAAAUGGGACAAAACAGUGAACAGUGAUUUCUGAAAAGCUAAGCCUCCAAUUUAAUUCUCAAAGAACUGGAAAGCAGUGCAGAGAAAGAUGACACAACCACCUCAACCCUGGCAUUAACAAGGACAACUGAAGCCUUGAUGAAGAACUUCUGCUAUUUGAAAACCAUGAAAAGCUUGGAAACAAAUGGGCAGAAAUUUCAAAAUUUCUCCCAGGGAGGACUGACAAUUCAAUAAAAAAUCACUUCUAUUCUACUAUACGGAAAAGAUUUAGAAAAAUUAAAGGGAUUGAUGGGACAAGAGAAGACCUCAAAGAGCACGAUAAAUUAUUAUCUUCAAAAAUCUUAUCUUCACUCCAAAAAAAGAAGCGCCAAACUCAGGACAACGACGUGUCCACUACUUUAGAUGAAAACAGCGUAAAAGAUGAAGAAUGUGAAAAAUCUGAGAGUUUUCCAGAGUUUAUGCCACUUGAAGAGGAUGAACUAAUAAUAACAGGGCAUCAUAUUUCGAACCCAUUCUCAUCAGCAACUGUGUCGAGUUACUAUGAAGAAGCUCCAGUUGAAUUUAUGUGGACAGAUGACCCAUAUCUCUGUGAGGAAGUUUUUAUGAUGCCUUUGAGUACACAAGAGAGCUUUCAUAUGUAA